Messenger RNA from Bactrocera latifrons, 2039 nucleotides. RefSeq names its product N-acetylglucosaminyl-phosphatidylinositol de-N-acetylase (gene PIG-L). The record is from RefSeq and is a predicted model, not a curated record. The transcript has 5 exons. NCBI's taxonomy places the organism in Eukaryota, Metazoa, Arthropoda, Insecta, Diptera, Tephritidae. Bases 292 to 1320 code for a protein of 342 amino acids. Gene Ontology annotation, biological process: GPI anchor biosynthetic process. Gene Ontology annotation, cellular component: endoplasmic reticulum. Gene Ontology annotation, molecular function: N-acetylglucosaminylphosphatidylinositol deacetylase activity.
AGGAACCGACCGACCACCAAAAAUAUAGGAAACAAAUGUAGACUCUCAGGUGCGCGCCAGAGGCAAAGCAAAACUUCAGUUUUUAUAUCUCUUAAACAAAAUAAUAGAAAUCUUAUUCCGAUAUGAAAUAAUUGGAUUUAUUAAAUAGUGUCUAAGUUGAAAAUUCUAACAAAAAACGAAAAAAGAUCUACCAAUCAUUAAUACCAUAAUUGGAAACAUUUGUCUUGGCUUACCCACCGGAAAAAUUAAACAAGCUAUAAAUUAGAAUUUGUGCGCUGCAUUUGAAAUGAAAUGAAAUUGUCUUGGCUUAAUCAAGUGUUCGAAUUGAUUAGUGCGAGUACAUUGCAAUUGUACGAGGAUAGCGGUCGGUUCCUGCAUCAGUUUGUUGGCAAUCAGACGCAAGCGUUGAUUUUAUUACAAGAAACGUGGCGUGCUAACGUUCUGCACUGGGCGAUUCUAUCGUAUCGACGCUUCAGUUCGACAGCAAUCGAAGCCCUGGAGCAUAUUAUUUACGCGUGUCUGGUGUACUUGCUAGUAUGCCUGGGCAUUUUUUAUACAACACGCAGCAACAGCCCAUUGUGGCGUUGGUGCAAGCUGAUCAACAAUGUGCGCUUUCCAAGACAACACAAAUUGGAUCGUGUUUUACUGGUGACUUCACAUCCGGACGAUGAAUGCAUGUUCUUUGGCCCACUAAUAUACACAUUAACACAUCGUUCCAGCUGCCAAGUGUACGUGUUAUGUCUGUCCAACGGUAAUUAUGAGAAACAGGCACAAUUACGACGUGAAGAAUUAUGGCGUUCAUGUGAAAUGUUGGGUGUUCCAGCUGCGAAUAUUAUAAUGGUGAACGCAACAAACCUUCCAGAUGACCCUAAUGUUGAAUGGAAAGCACCAGUUGUUGCUAAUUUAAUACUACACACCGUUGAAAGUCUAGAUAUUCAAGCGAUCUGUACAUUCGAUCGAGAUGGUGUGAGCCAACAUCCCAAUCACAGUGCAGUUUAUUUCGCUGCAGCGUCACUCUGCUUAGCUAAUUUAUUACCAAAAGAAUGCAAAUUUUAUACGCUGGACUCCAUAAAUAUUUUAAGGAAAUAUAUUUCGAUUUUCGAUUUGCUUUGUACAUGCUGCAUUUCGUCAUACUGGUGUAUAUUGGGAUGGGAUGAGGCUGCACAAAUACGUCGCGCUAUGCGUGAACAUAAAUCCCAAAUGAAAUGGUUCCGUUGGUUGUAUAUUUAUUUUUCACGAUAUAUGUUCAUAAAUUCGUUGCGUGAGGUGAAUCUUUCGGACAUCGAAUUGGAGAUGCAAAUUGACGAUAAUACCUUUUGAUUUGCAUCAACUUACAUUAGCUUUAAACAAUGCCGCAUACAGUCAGCCAGCCAAUAGUAAAAACUGAAUUAAAUCUAAAAAUAAAAUCAGACAAACCAGACGUACCACGUUGUAAUAAAAAUCUAUGUAUCAGUAUGUGUAGCAGCAAACACCGAAAAUGCUCCAACAACACAAAACUUAAAAGACAGACAUACAAUAGACAACACAUAGCGCCAGCAACAACAAUCAUUGCAGCUGAAUAAAACCAUAAAUAAAAAAGCUUACAAGAACUAUUUUCACAUUUAUGAAAAGGUAUAACGGUAUGCUGCCGGCUAAAAGCAAAAACCGAUAAAACAUUAAAUAACAUAAAAAAUAAUAAUUAUUAUUACGUGCAAUAGCUGACCGGUGCAAAAAUACAUUAAUUGACUAACUGCAAUAAUAAUUUUGGUGCUGCUACAAAAAUGGCAAUAAUAAUGAUGAUAAUGAAGUUUAGUGACGGUGGUGUUGUCGGCAGAGUGUCACGAAUGUUCAGUAUCUGGCGCCGAAAACUUUUAGAAACAGAAAACCAAAACCUAGGGUAACAAAGGGAAUGUGAAGUCAUUUGACGGCGUGUGAAAACGCUUUUGCCAACAAUAAUUGAUCAACAUGUGAACCUCUACAUACUAUUCGUACAUCUAAAAAAUGUAAUAUAUGCGCGUAAAUUUUAAGUAUUGGGUACAUGAAAAGCCAAAAACACAUAU